This is a messenger RNA of Peromyscus maniculatus bairdii (prairie deer mouse), 1046 nucleotides long. Lineage: Eukaryota; Metazoa; Chordata; Mammalia; Rodentia; Cricetidae. The record is from RefSeq and is a predicted model, not a curated record.
AUGGCGAAUGAGAGGCAGUCCUGCCAAGACAUCUUUUAUGGUAUUAAUAGUUCAUGGAGCACAAAAUACUUUGUGACUCAUGGUGACAAGGUGUACUCUUCCACCAGAAGAGGGAAGAAAAACUUGGGAGACUGUCCCACUGGCCGCUCUGAAAAGCCAUCUUUGCAUUGUUCCGGGGUCCUGCUCCGCACUGGCUGCAGCCACCUCCACAGCCGCCUCUUCCUCCGCUUCGAACCCCGGCAGGACAGCGUUCUCACCAGAGUCCUGGACCUCGAUUCCUCGCUCCCUCGCUGCAGCGCAUCACCCGCGUGCCCCAAGGUGUCGGACGCGCCCGUGGACACCAGCUCCGAGAUCACCACCAAGGACUUGGAGGAGAAGGAAGUUGCGGAGGAGGCGGAGAAUGGAAGAGACGCACCUGCCAAUGGGAAUGCUAAUGAGGAGAAUGGGGAGCAGGAGGCUGACAAUGAGGUCGAUGAAGAAGAUGGGGAGGAAGUUGAGGAGGAGGAAGAGGAUGAAGAUGAGGAGGCUGAGGCCUCUACGGGCAAGCGGGUAGCUGAAGAUGAUGAGGAUGUUGAUGCUGACGCCAAGAAGCAGAAGACUGAUGAGGAUGACUAGACAGUAAAAAGGAAAAGCUAAACUUAAGGCCACCGUGACCUUUUCGCCCUCCACUUCCGGUCUCAGAAUUUAAACGUGGUCACCUUUGAGUAGAGGAGCAGGCCCCGCCCGCCCACAGCGGGUAAUGUCACCCACACAUGACAUGAGCUCUCCACCACCCCACCAAAACCACAUGAAUUUGCAACAGGGGAGGAAAAAAGAACCAAAACUUCCAAAGCCCUGCUUUUUUUUUUCCUUAAAAAUACUUUAAAAGGAAAAUUUGUUUGUAUUUUUUAUUUACAUUUUAUACUUUUGUACAUAUUGUUAGGGGUCAGCCAUUUUUAAUGAUAACGGGUGACCAAACCAGCCUUCAGAGCGCUCUCUGUCCUACUUCAGAUCUUAUUGUGGUGUGACCAUGUUCAUUAUAAUCUCAAAGGAGAAAAAAAAAACUU